UCCCCCCCCCCCCCAAACCCAAGGGUGGGCCUGGCAGUGACCCCAGCCACCUUCUCCCUACAGCCGGACCUUUGGCCUUCCGUCCUUGGAUCGCGCAGUCUUGGCUGCCCGAGGCCUGGUCUGGUUCCUUGGGGGCCAGGAGGGGGUUAAAGCUAACCCCUCCUCCUCCUGUCUGACAUCACUGGAAGAGGGUGAGAGGCUGGGAGCUGUGUGUGUGUGAGAAAGAGAGAGUGUGUGUUCGUGCUGGAUGUGGGCUACAUUGUUGCAGCUCGCGGGAGGAAGGCGGAGAGGGAAGGAAGGGGACUCUCCUUUCGGAUGCUGCGUGGAGCCCACGGGGUAGCCCAGGCACCUCGUAGCGCAGUAGGAUCCUGGGCCCCGGAUCCCGCCUGGAGCCCACUCUCGGAGGACCCCGGCCAGCCAUGGAUGCCUGCAACUUGGAGCGAACGGGGACUGUUUGAUUGAUUGUGCCGAGCACCCCACUUCGUUCCCAGAGACCCUGAAGACCGUGGGGCAGCCUGCGCUUGGUCUCCGGGAGCCGGAGGAGCCCAGAGCUGCGCGGGGCGGGGGGGAGGGGGUUCCCUCCUGCCCCAGCCGGGGGCUGCGUGAAAGAGUAGGGAGAGAAGGGCGGGGAGGGGCGGAAGAGGGAAAGGAGAAGGGGCAUGACUCGUUUAACUUGCGGCGGGCAUCUGCCGAGGCUCUGAGCCGGCUGCCCCGGGGGGCCGGUUUGUGCCUGCGACCUGGGCACCCCCACUGUAUAGGAUCCUGACUUGACACACUGCAGCGAGUUGACCUGGAUACUCGGAGCACCGGCCACCCACUAUUGAUCUUUGCUCGUCUUUGGGAAUCGUUUCGGGAGAGGGAGGAGAGCUCUCCUCAGACGCCCUCUCCCAGGACCUACAGCCCCCCAAUGGCUCGGAUGGGGCAUGCGGUCGCCUCUGGAUGCUGGUGGGCUUUCGCUCUUAGCUUGGCCACUCUCUUCCUCCCAGGUCUGCAGGCCCAAGUGGUCCAGGUGAAUGACACUGUAUCAGGCUUCAUUGGCACAGAUGUAGUGCUCCACUGUAGCUUUUCCAACCCACUGCCUAUGGUGAGGAUCACCCAGAUGACGUGGCAAAAAGCCACCAAUGGUUCCAAGCAGAAUGUGGCCAUCUACAAUCCAAAUAUGGGAGUCUCCGUGCUGGCUCCCUACCGGGAGCGCGUGACCUUUCUCCGGCCAUCCUUCACCGAUGGGACCAUCCGGCUCUCCCAUCUUGAGCUGGAGGAUGAGGGUGUCUACAUCUGUGAGUUUGCUACUUUCCCCACAGGGAACAGGGAGAGCCAGCUCAACCUCACUGUUCUAGCCAAACCAACCAAUUGGAUGGAAGUCACAAAGAAAAUCCUGACUGCCAAGACUGGACAGACAGAAAAGGUCCUGGUGGCCACUUGCAUCUCAGCCAAUGGGAAACCACCCAGUACUGUUUCAUGGGACACCCGGCUGAAGGGUGAAGCUGAAUUCCAGGAGAUCCGGCACCCCAAUGGCACAGUGACUGUGAUCAGCCGAUACCGCCUAGUACCCAGUCGAGAAGCCCACAAGCAACCUCUGGCUUGUGUUGUCAACUACCAACUGGACCGAUUCAGUGACAGCAUCACCCUCAAUGUGCAGUAUGAACCCGAGGUAACCAUUGAGGGCUUUGAUGGAAAUUGGUAUCUGAAACGGAUGGAUGUGAAACUCACUUGCCAGUGUGAUGCCAACCCUCCAGUCACCCACUACCAGUGGAAAAUGUUGAAUGGCACUCUCCCCUCAAGUAUGGACACCCAAAACAAAACCCUCUUUUUCAAGGGGCCUGUGACCUAUAGCCUGUCUGGGACCUACAUCUGUGAAGCUACCAAUCCCAUUGGCACACGCUCAGGCAUGGUAGAGGUCAAUAUCACAGAGUUCCCCUACACCCCGUCUCCAACUGAACACGGCAAGCGGUCUGGGUCCAGCAUCCCCACAGCCAUCAUUGGGGGCGUGGUGGGGGGCAUCCUCCUGGUGCUGGCUGUGGCUGGGGUGCUUGUGGUCAUCUUCCGCCGGCGCCGACACACCUUCAAGGGCGACUACAGUACCAAGAAGCAUGUCUACGGAAAUGGCUAUAGCAAGGCGGGCAUCCCACAACACCACCCACCCAUGGCCCAGAACCUCCAGUACCCCGACGACUCAGAUGAUGAGAAGAAGGCUGGGCCGCUGGGUGGGAGCAGCUAUGAGGAAGAAGAGGAGGAGGAGGGUGGGGGUGAGAGGAAAGUCGGGCCCCCACACCCCAAGUUUGAUGAGGACGUCAAGCGCCCCUACUUCACCGUGGACGAGGCUGAGGCCCGCUCUGAUGGCUACGGGGACCGGACUCUUGGCUACCAGUAUGACCCUGAGCAGCUGGACUUGUCUGAGAACAUGGUUUCUCAGAAUGACGGGUCUUUCAUUUCCAAGAAAGAGUGGUAUGUGUAGCCCCACCUCUGCGCCCUUCCCCCCUCACCCGCACGACCCCAGCCCCCAGGCCCCCGAGGAGCUCAACAGAGACUCAUGUGUGCCCCACUCUGAAGCCCCCACUACACUUUAGAGGUAUGUGAGGGGAAGGAUCAAGUUGAGGCAGGGGGCUACUUUUCUUUAUUUUUUAUCUCUUUCCUGGAUGACUCUGCCUUCCCCUCCCUGCCCCCUCCUCCACCCCUUGCUCCCACUUUCUGUGGUGUUGUGUUCGACUGUGGCUUUGGUGUUCCUGUACUUUCCUUUGACUACUAUCUGCCCCGUGUAUAUGGAGCCUGUUCAUGUCUUGUUGUGUUCCUUGACCCUGGGAUAUGAGGGGGCAACGAUGCCCAGCCAUCUCCCCUCCCCCUCAUCCCCUCUCCCCAAACACUGGAAUUUGUUUAUAUGUUGUCUACAUUUUUUUUCUUUAUGGAGGGGGAGGACUCCCCAGGAAGAAGCCCGACCCACCUCUCCCUCCCCAAUGCCAUUCCCUUUUCCUAGGUUGGGUGAACCUAGGUCCACAUUCCUGUUUCUACCCACCAUGACUUAGCUUUGUGAACAGAUAACUAUAGUCAGCCCACGCUCAUCCCCAAAGGAAGGAAUAAAGACUUAGAGGAAAGAGUAGGUGGGAAAGGGCUGCUGCCUCCAAGGACACAUUUUAAAUUUUAAAAAUUAGGAUCCUUGACUUUUAGGCCAGGUAAUGGAAUGCUCCACUGGUCAGAGUAUAUUUUGCAUUUUUUUUCCUCACUGUUUAACAAAGGGUUAGGUUGGCCAUGAUUUGAUGCUUCUCUUAGAGUCGUGUGCACCCAUGUGCAUGCAUGGAUGCACACACACACAGACACAUACACACACACACACACACACACACACACCCAUACCUUUGUCCUCUUUUUCUUCUCUAAUGACUCUACAGUGAGUUCUUAUUCAUCCAACUAGCUGCCACCAAUAUGUGUGUGUGUGUGUGUGUGUGUGUGUGUGUGUGUGUGUGUGUAAGGGGAAAGAAGAGUUAGUAAAAACUUUCUAUAGGGCAAUAUAUAGAACUCUGAAGAGUACAGAUUGAUGACAUAACAUAUGCAAGUGAAUACUUAUGAAAGAAAAGUUUUUACUAACUCUUCUUUCAUCCCUACACACACACACACAUACCUUUGUCCUCUUUUUCUUCCCUAAUGACUCUACAGUGAGUUCUUAUUCAUCCAACUAGCUGCCACCAAUGUGUGUGUGUGUGUGUGUGUGUGUGUGUGUGUGUGUGUGUGUGUGUAAGGGGAAAGAAGAGUUAGUAAAAACUUUCUAUAGGGCAAUAUAUAGAACUCUGAAGAGUACAGAUUGAUGACAUAACAUAUACAAGUGAAUACCUAUGAAAGAAAAGUUUUUACUAACUCUUCUUUCAUCCCUACACACACACACACACACACACACACACAUAUACCUUUGUCCUCUUUUUCUUCCCUAAUGACUGACUCUACAGUGAGUUCUUAUUCAUCCAACUAGCUGCCACCAAUAUGUACAUGUACACACAUAUACACACACACACCUACGCUUACUCAUGUUGCUACUCAUGUGAUUAAUUCUCUGGCAUCCCUUGACCAUUACAGGAGCAUCACUUUUUAUUACCCUCAGCCAUGGGCUUCACUCCAUGCAGACACUGCCCAGAGUGUGGAUACUUCUUGUCUGUCCCCAUCCUCAAUCAGGGCAUCCUUCCCCAAAAAAACUGGGGAUCCUCCCCAACUGGGGGAAUUGAGAAAAGGAACCUCCAGAAGAAAAAUGAAGCUCUGAACAUGAUCAGAUCUGAUAAAACUAAUCCAAGGAUACCUGUUUAGACCAGUCUACACUCAAGUUUCUUUGUGUCUUAGUCCCAGCUCAUUCUGCUAUCUAAGGUGCUGAUGUUUCUUGACUUUCUCUUGCUGUCUCCCAUACACAGCCAAACCCAAGUCCAACUCCCCAAAUCUCUAGAGGAAGAGGCCCCAGGGUUUUUUACUAUUAGAAUGGAAUUAUUUAGGAAGUUAAAAGUGAAAAAAUGCUGUGUGUGUGUGUGUGUGUGUGUGUGUGUGUGUGUGUGUGUGUGUGUGUGUGUGUGUGUAGGGGGAAAGAAGAGUUAGUAAAAACUUUCUAUAGGGCAAUAUAUAGAACUCUGAAGAGUACAGAUUGAUGACAUAAUAUAUGCAAGUGAAUACCUAUAAAAUGACAAAGAUUAAUAAAAAGAGCAAAGGGGUAGAUGAUCCCUGAGUUGGAGCCUUGGAGAAUUCUUCUCUGGUACAUCACCUCCACAAUUCUUUCCUGCCCUACUCAGACUCCAGUGUACCCUUCUAUCAAAGAGGAACAUAGAGAAGACAUCCAUAUUAAUAUAGGAUCCCUCUAGGUCCCUGACUCCCAGGUUUCUCCUCAAUGACUUGUUUCCUAGGAAUGUUUCCCUACCUGUAAAUGGAAGGAGAGAAAGGACUCAGCACUGAAGGCAUUCCCUCCUUCCUCUGUCUCUCCUCCAAGUUCAAAGUGCCUCGAUGCCCUCAACCCACAGAGGGAAGGGGGCCUUCUUAGCAGCCUUCCCUCUUCCUAAGCCCCAUGCCCCAUCCCUAAGUUUAGAGUAAGGAAUGUGGGAGGAGAAAGUCCAAUAGGGACUUGGUUCUUCCCCUGUCUUUCUGACAGUGAAUUUCCUUCCUGCAAAAGGCACCAGAGACAAGUAUCAGGGAGAAAGGAUUGAAAAUGCUGUCUGACCCACAAUUCCUAGUUCCAGACAAGAGUUCUGGGUCCCACUUAAUCUAAGCAUCAUAACUAGAGACAGCAGUUCUAUGGAAUGACAGGCAAUUGUUUGAGGGGGAGAUAUCCUAGAGUGUGUGCUGUGGGCCACUCCCUACCACCUGCUUACUUCCCCAUACCAGAUGCCACUGUAGAUACCCAGGCAACCCAUAAUUGGGCCUUAGUUUCCUCAUCUGUAAAAUGAUGGAUUUCAACUAGAUGAAUUCUCCUCAUUCUAAAUCUUAGGGUCUUAUGAUGCUAUCCAGAAAGCCGUCCUGUCAUAUAUCUUCUCACCCAGGUGCUGCUACUUUACAGAGAUUCCCUCUACCCUCUUUCCCCUGGUCUAUCCUCAUCCCACCAUCCCCAACAUCUCUGAAUAUGGGUGAGCUUCCCAGCCAACUUCUGACUCCUUCAACCUGCCUACAGGUACUUAAGCAGUGAUUCCAGCCCAAGCCUUUGACCCCUAGACCCCUAUCCUAAUCCUCUCAGCAAGCAGCCCAGUAGCCAUGUAGCAGAAGUCUCAAGCCAUGCUGACCCCAUGGCUGGCCCUUUCUUCUCUUGCAAGCCUGGUAUUGGAGAAGAUGGGUCAGGGCAGCCCUGAGACCUCUUCUGCCAUGGCAGGGGCAGAAAUAGCUCUGGGUCUGGGUCCAGGGAGUCCCACCCAGAUGCUAUCUCCAUGAGCAGUAUUAGUACUCUUUUCCCCUUCCUUCUCUCCCCCCCAAAAAAAGCAGGGGAAUCCUUCUGUAUUAUACCCUGCCACCCUUAGCCCAAUCCACUUCAUAUACUCCUCAGUGACCAACUUCUUUGUCUAUGUGUUUUACCCAGAAAGGAGAUAGGGCUGAUAACCUGCUGGAAGUAUUCCUUUUUCUAUAAUCCCUCCACCCCAGGCUUUUUUCAGCCCUGCUCUCCCAAUCUGACAUCUUCUGGCAUCCUAGAGAGUUAAAUUGCAAUCCCUAACCUUUCUUCCCACUGAUAUACAGUGUCCAACCAAACCUUAGUGCUUCCUUCCUCAUUUCCUUCACCCUCACCUUCCCAAAGCAAAGCACAAACAGCAGAGCACAUAAUAGAUGUAUCAAGGCAUCCCCUUCCCCUGGACCCAGCAGCUGUUACCCAGGUGGCCCACUGCUUCCACCCUUCGGUAGGACUGAGGACUCUGAGCUGAGGUGAGCAUCUUCUUGAGUCCUCUCUGACUCUCCCUGCCAGGGACUCCUUAGGUAGACAUGAAGAGCAGCAUAGUUUCAAUGUCCAGUCUCCAAUGGAAGGACCAGGCAGGGUGCUAGGGUUAGGCCAUAGCAGAGGGCCCCAGCACUAUCUCUUUUGCUAUUAUAGCAUAUUUGGGCUAUACCAUAACAGCACCUCUCUCUUCCAGGAGAGAUGCCCAAUCCCAGCCAAUCAGGAAGGCUAGAAGGGGACAGGAAAUACAGUGAGAACUGGGCUCACUAGCUAGCUUUGGAGCUUUUCCUCCCCAUUCCCACAAAGUGAGCAGGGCUUUAGCCAAGGCUGACUUUGUAGGAUGUGAACUGAAUUGGGGGUGAUUUCAACAACAGCCACCCCAGCUCUUUCAUUCUUGCCUGUUGCAGGGGCUUCCCCACACCAUCCACUCCUCUUCCUUCCCUUAUUUAAUUACAGAUUUUGAAUAUUCUUUUUCCACCACAAAACCCAUCUGAGCUCACUCUCCAUUAUCAGACCCCAAAGCAGCUACACACAAACAUACACACAGACAUCUAAUGCUCAUGUUCAGGUAUACCGCACAGAGACAGGUACACAUGUAGAUGUACACAAAUGUCCACAUCCACAUGUGUAGGUAUAUACAUACAUGCCAAGGUACAUACAUACUCAGAUGCAGAGCUGUACACACACACACACACACACACACACACACACACACUCACCCAGAGGGAUGAGCUUGGUCUUGCUUAAAUAAAGCACUAUGGGUGGGAAUGCCUUUCUGAUCUUAAGUCAAAAAUCGACCAAGUUCCACUGGGUACUGGAGGAAAAAAUAGAGGUCCCAAUCCCCUGGGCAUUGCUGCUCUCUGAUUCCCCCACCCUACCGAAGUCACAUGUGCAAUAAUUGUCCCAAAUAGGAACCAGGGAGCUAAUAAGGCUGGUACUAGGGAAACGGAGGAAUAGGGGACUGGCCAAGGACAAAGGGUAGCAUAAGGGCUGAAAUAUAUGCUCCCAGGAAAGGAGACUCAUCCUAGUAAUACAUUAGAGAGGAGGAUAGGCAGGAGAAAGGAAUCUUUCUAGGCCUAGACCUUUUCUCCAGGCACUGUCAGGAGCUGGAGGGAGAAGGAUGAGAGAUGUGGGAAGUCUCUGACAUUCCAUCCAAUGGGAGUACAUUUACAUGUGAAUGAGGCCUAGACAGCUGGUCAUAGCUUUCCUGGCCCAUGGAACCAAUGGGGAGAAGGUGUCUUCUUUCCUUCCCACCCCACCUUAAUUCCCCCCAGCAUCAAGGAGCUGAGUAGUAAGGUGAAUUUCAAAGAGCUCGUGUCUGGAUCCUUCAAUACCGAUGCUUUUGAUGACUCAGAUGGGAAACCCAGGAGAGCUGGGGUGAAGGGGUGAGGAUACAUGUUUUAAGUGGAGUUUUGUGUUGUUGUUGUUGCAUUUUAUUUUUAAAGAAAAAAUCAAGGAGAAGGCCCCUCCUUGCCCAAGAUUGUAAUGAGCUGCCUUUGCUUUCCUCCCACCUUCCCCUUAUUUCUUUGCAUCAUUACUUGCAGAUGAACCCAGAUUGCAUCAUCACUUGCAGAUGAACCCACCAGAUUCCCCCUUCUGACUCGGGGUGUUUGUUCCCCCUUUGUAUAAAAAAUAUGGGUAAAAAUGUACUGAGGAAAAAAAAUGUACUUUUUUAUAAAUAAAGAGUUUAAAACAA
This is a messenger RNA of Monodelphis domestica (gray short-tailed opossum), 8069 nucleotides long. It is a transcript of the gene NECTIN1, whose product is annotated as nectin cell adhesion molecule 1. Gene Ontology annotation, biological process: protein localization to cell junction; heterophilic cell-cell adhesion; homophilic cell-cell adhesion. Gene Ontology annotation, cellular component: adherens junction. The record is from RefSeq and is a predicted model, not a curated record. Lineage: Eukaryota; Metazoa; Chordata; Mammalia; Didelphimorphia; Didelphidae.